This is a messenger RNA of Cercopithifilaria johnstoni, 849 nucleotides long. NCBI's taxonomy places the organism in Eukaryota, Metazoa, Nematoda, Chromadorea, Rhabditida, Onchocercidae. The record is from the annotation of a GenBank genome assembly.
AUGAGUGUUUCAUCGGAUCUAGCACAUGGAAGGUUGAAUGAAUCUCCGAUAAAUAGUAGCGGUUUUUCAGAGUUUGAUCGACUAAGUAGUGUGAAAAGUCUGCUUGAAGAAUUAGCGACUGAUUAUAAUGAUUACAAGGAGCCAGGGAACAAAGGAUAUAAUGUUGAAAUAAUGGGCAAGGACGAGAUGCUUGGAUAUAAUGGACAGGUGGAUCAUUAUCAUGUUCAUGGAAUGAAUGAUGGAUUAAUAAAGCACGGAAAAGGACAUGAUCAUCAACAUGAUGAACAUGAAGGGCAUACUAUGAAGAUGUGGUUUCAUUUCGGUUGUCAUGAAAUAAUUUUAUUUGAAUUUUGGCAAAUCGAAUCUUUGUACGGUCUCUUGCUUUCCUGUUUAUUGAUCUUCAUAAUGGCAUGUUUUUACGAAUGGAUAAAAUGGUUUCGUGUUUAUCUGCAGCUUUCCGCUGCACGAUGUCCAGCGAGUUGCCGUCAUACCAAUGAUGAAGGGAAGGAAGAUGAAGUAAAGCAAGAUGAUGAUAAACGUAUUGAUUGCAGUCGCUCUUCUGUAUCAGCUCCUUUGACUAUUACUCUACAACCUAAUUACCACCAGGUCUCAAGCAGGACAACAACAAGAGAGAUUUCUCCUACAAUCCGGUCCUUACAAGCAGUCCUUUAUCUUGUACAGCUAACAUUGGCGUAUUGCUUGAUGCUUAUCGCGAUGACGUAUAAUGUCUGGCUAACAAUAGCGGUAAUUGCGGGUGCAGCUUCCGGACAUUGGUUAUUUGCUAUUUUAAAAUGUUUUAAUCCACGAACUGAUGAUUUGGAUACAUUUGCUACCGAUGCGUGCCAUUAA